Messenger RNA from Dentiscutata erythropus, 539 nucleotides. The record is from the annotation of a GenBank genome assembly. NCBI's taxonomy places the organism in Eukaryota, Fungi, Glomeromycota, Glomeromycetes, Diversisporales, Gigasporaceae.
CGCUUCUGCACCAAACGUCUCUGAUAUACCUGCUCCCAAGUUUUUCCAAGUACCUGUAAAAAAUGUUGCAACUAUGGAUGUAUCUUUCGUCACGUUUUUGGAGUUAUUAAAUGUUUAUUCUUCGAUAAGAUACGUUAAUAACAUUGCAAGCAUUACAUCUCCUUGUUUACGAAAGAAUAUAGAAAAUCAAACUGUUCAAAAUUUCAAUUGGAGUGAUACUGCGAACGUCGAUGUCGUCUUUUUGAACCCUUCACAGGCAACUAAUGAUAAUAAGAAUGUGAUUGUAAACAUAGGUGAUGAUCUUACUCCACUUCAGAAAUUAGAAUGGCUCAAAUUCUAUUCGCUUUUCUUUGACAAGGAAGCUGAUGUCAACCGAACUUUCGGAUAUUUACAAAAUAAUUAUCAAUGUAAUACCAAUAAUCUUAAUUAUAUACCUAUUGCUAACAAAAAAACAAUUGCUUGGGUAUCUUAUGACCCUAUUUUAAAGCAAUUUGAAGUGAAAAAUGACAUAUAUCACGCUCAAUUAAUCAAGGAUGCUG